UAGGUACCACUACGCUUGGAACACGUAUAUAUACCGAGAUGUCUCAUCAUUAAGUUACAUUUAUAGGCACAUCUUCUUCACUCCAUCAUUCACCUUACCUCUAGCCUCCGUUUACUUAAACUCUCUUGUCUAUCCAUUUAAGAAAGAUGGCCGUCGUCUUCAACAGAGCCAUAGAGUCCAUCUCUUCAACUUCACAGCUCUUCUUAAAACCACUUAAGCCACUCAUCCAGCAUGCUCGAAGACUUCGCCAGUGUUCAAGAGAAAUACACUGCAGAAGCACAGAAGCGUCUACGCCCCGAAGGCCCCGACCAAUAUGACACGCUAUACGAAAGCGAGUCUGAUCGUUUGCGCCACUUGGUCGAUGACAUCUGGGCAGACCAUGCCGCUCUAGACGCUCGACCUCGGCCCCUGUCAUCUGGCGACUCACCUAAGUUCCUGAUUGUGGGUGCGGGGGUUGGUGGUGUACUGGCUGCCGUCCGGCUCGUCCAGCAGGGUAUCUCCGUCGAUCAGAUCCGAAUCGUUGAGACGGCUGGCGGGGUGGGGGGUAACUGGUACUGGAACCGGUAUCCAGGAAUCCACUGUGACAUCGAGUCGUACAUCUAUCUACCUCUAGUGGAGGAGAUGGGGUAUAUCCCCUCGCACAAGUAUUCCUCUGGCGUGGAGAUACGAGGCUACCUCGCCAGAAUCAUGAAGCGGUAUAAUCUAGAGGAUAAAAUCUUAUUCAGAGCCCAGGUUAAGAAGUUGGAAUGGGAUGAUAGCGCUCACACGUGGAAGGUGAAUAUUACCGAGGGAAGAGGACCGAGGGGCGCGCAGAAGUCGACUCUCUCGAUCACGGCGGAAUUCGUGUGGCUGACGGCCGGGAUACUGACUUCACCACACGUGCCCAAACUGGCAGGAGUGGGAAUCCAAGGCUUUCAGGGCGACCUCUUCCACACAUCACUAUGGAACUACGAAAUUACCGGUGGCUCGUCGCAAGAACCCUUCCCGGCCAUGUCUAAGCUGAAGGACAAGAGGGUUGGCUUCCUUGGCACUGGCGCGACAGCAAUCCAAGCGGUGCCGCUCCUCGCCGAAGCCGCCAAAGAGCUGUACGUGUUCCAGCGCACGCCAAGCGCGGUCUACACCCGCGGCCAAAAGCCCACCGAUCUCCACGAGUGGAAGACCAAGAUCGCCGCCCAUCCCGGCUGGCAAAAGGACCGCCGAAAGAACCUCGCAAUGCAUUCUUCCAACACCGUGCCGCCCGGAGUUCCAAAUCUGGUAGACGACGAGUGGUCUCGACUAAGCAACUACACGACUUUGGUCGGGGGCACAAAGCACGAGAUAGUCCCCCCGGAAAAAGUCCAGGGGUUCAUCGACCAGCUGUUGGCCGAAGACGCGGAAGGCACCGCGCGUCUGCGCGCACGCAUCGCGGCGAUCGUCAAGGAUAAAGAGACCGCUCGAAAGCUCACGCCGUGGUAUCCGUCCUGGUGCAAGCGGCCGACCUUCAGCGACACCUACCUGCAGGCGUUCAACCGGCCCAAUGUACACUUGAUCGACACCGACGGGAAGGGCAUCGAGAGCGUGACGCCGCGAGGCCUCGUGGCGAACGGCAAGGAGAUCCCGCUCGAUGUUCUUAUUCUUGGCACGGGGUACCGGACCCCAGCCGCUGAUCGCGCGGAUCCGGCGAGGAGGUCGGGUGUAGAAAUUAUAGGUCGGGAGGGAAAGACGAUAGAGGAGAGAUGGGCGGAGAAGGGCCAAGCUACGUUGCACGGCUUCGCGACGAAUGGCUUUCCGAAUCUAUUCUGGACAACCGUCCACCAAUCCGCCGUAACCUCGAACCACACGUACACGCUCAGCACACAAGCCCAACACAUCGCGUACAUAAUAUCCACAGCGCACAAACAGGCCGUGGCCAACUCCCACCACUCCCAAGCCAUCGUCGAAGUCCAAGUCCCCGCGCAAGAAGCGUGGGCGACGCGGAUCGCCGAGGGGGCCGGCCACUUCGCGGCCGGCAGCGUGUGCACGCCGAGCUACCUGAACAACGAGGGGCGCAAAGCAGAUGCUGAUGCUAGUCCGGCGGAGGUGGUUAAGGGGAUGAGGAUGGCGCCGUAUAGUGGGGGGAUAUUGAAGUAUGAGAGGUUGCUGGAGGAGUGGCGGGAGGAGGGGGGGUUGGAGGGGUUGGAGGUUACUUUUGUGUAGGGGGGUGUUUAUAUAGGGACUUACGUGUAUAUAUUCUGAAAUACCGCAUGAUCAAUGUUUAGUUUCAUAUCUCAAAUCUCAGCCUAUCUAGGCUAUCCGGUAUCUAUCUACCUAUCUACCAAAGCAACGACUGGCUGGCUGGGUUCCUCCAUGCUGGGGUCUUAAAAUCGUGACAUCGUUGCAUAAUCAUCUCUUGCUUCUGGCAAACAUGAUCAAGCAGAUACUCUCAUCCUAGUAGAGCUGAUUAGUCGUCGUAGUACGCUUCCUCAAACUCCUCCUCGUACUCCUCACGGGCUUCCUCGAGGGCUUCUUCUUCACUGCUGCUGGCGUCAGAGUCCUGUGCCGCGGCGAGUGCCUCUUCGUAAUCUUCGCGUGCAGAGCGGACUGACUCUCGAUCACUAGCAUCGACGUAGUCGCCGUCUGCAUCGUACGUCGGCUCAUAGCUCGGCUCCGCGGAGAUGGGGACCGGGGGCGGGGCUUGUUCGUAUAUGACCGUGGUAGGCGCAGGGGGAGCGUGAUGUUCAUCGUCCGAGCUGUCAUCAAGGGCAUCGGCUAUUAGUGCGCCGCCGAUAGCGCCUACAGCAAGACCACCGGCCACACCUAACAUGACAUUGCCAUGGCCUCCUUUUUUAUCUUUUUUAUCUUUCUUGUCUUUCUUGUCUUU
Messenger RNA from Hypoxylon fragiforme, 2839 nucleotides. Its product is annotated as FAD/NAD(P)-binding domain-containing protein. The record is from RefSeq and is a predicted model, not a curated record. Bases 232 to 2175 code for a protein of 647 amino acids. Lineage: Eukaryota; Fungi; Ascomycota; Sordariomycetes; Xylariales; Hypoxylaceae. The transcript is spliced from 4 exons.